AUGGCGCCGCGCGCGCACGUGGUGUGCUUCGGCGCGAGCGAUCAGGCGGAGGCGCGGGCGUGGGCGACGCGCGUGUUUCCAGAGGUCGGGGAGACGACGACGACGACGCUGACGAGGACGAAACCGGCGGAGACGAGCGACGGGACGUAUCGCUGGCGAGGCGAUCAUAAGAGCGCGCGGGAGUGCAGGAAAAUGGUUGAAGCGGUGUGCGCGGAGGUUUUGAGGACGUCGACGACGCGGGUGGUGGUGGUGUGCGCGAGAUUGGGAGGGACGGGGACGACGCGGGCGACGCAGACGUUUGCGGCGUUUCGAAGCGCGUUGCCGAAGGGCGUAGACGUCGGCAUCGCGCUCGCGCGCGGUGCCGCGCCGACGAAGGCGUCGUGCUUGAGGGCGAAUCUGUUGUUUAACGCGGUGGUCGCGCGUUGCCCGGCGCGAAGGCUGUAUCCGAGUCGACGCGCGCGGUCUGGGGAGGAAGACGAAGACGAAGAGGAGCGCGCGAGCAGAACGUGGCAUCGAGAGCACGCGCGCGCGAUCGCCAUCAUCGCCGAUCGCGUCGAAGACGACGGUGACGUACUCAUCGCGCGUGCUCGCGAACGAUUGGUGAUCGAUGGCGAUCCUAUACAGCGCUUGACGCUGUCCAUGGCGGAGCAACUCGCGGAUGUCAGCGACGCCGUUCGCGCCUUCGUUGAAACGCGCGGGUUCAACGUGACGCUGCGCGAAGGCGUGACCGCGCGAUUGAAGGCGUCCACGCCCGAACGCUGGUGUUCCGGGGGGUACUCGGCGCAUCACUACGUCGCCGCGCCGCCGCAGCCGCACGGCGUGUAUUACGAGCUCGAAUUGACGGAUUCCGGCGUCGCCGUCGGCUACGUCGCGAUGAGCGCUUUGCAGAGCGACGAAACCGCGACGGUGGCGUAUCCGUUUUCUUCUCCAGAUACUGUGUUCACCACUGCACAAGUGGAUCGACUCUGCGUGCUUCCCGAAUUCCGCGGCGCCGGCGUCAAGGAGGCAUUGCUCCGCCACGUCUGCGACGGUUAUCACGAAUUCGGAUUACCCGUCCGAAUCAAGACGGCGAAAGAAUCCGUCGUUGCGAGUUUUGAAAAGUGCUGCCUCUUGGCGUUUGAGCGUGUCAAAGACCCGACUGCAAAGGGGGUGGAGAAACGACGUGGGCUGAAGAAGGUUGUCGUGUUACCAAAGACGGACGAGGACCGAUGGACCGUCGACGGCGACGAUUCGCGCGAUUACGACUCUGAUUGGCGAAAGUUGCAGGCGACGACGACGACGACGGUGAGCAAUCCGGUCGCCGCGUUCAACGCCGCGCUGAAUCGUUCGACGCCGGACACCGCGCCACGUGCCACGCGUCAAAUGUUGACCGCGAUUGAAGGCGUCUCCGUCUUUGACGCUUACGCGGAGCGAAUCGUGACGACAGCCGUGUGUCAAAAAAGUUACGCGGCGAUGUACGCCACUUUGAGCGACGCCAUGCCAUUUCGGGACGACAUUUGUCGUCGCGUUAUCGCUUUGCUCGACUCGAGCGACGACGAAACCAUCGCCGGAGCCGCCGAAUUCCUCACCGAACUUUGGCGCGUCGGCGCGGCGACGGAGGAAGAAUUUCUGUCUGGAAUAUUCCGCGAGGGAUCGCUCGACGAAUUUGUGCGCGUCGAAAUCGCGUUCAACGCAUUGUUACGAUUCGGUGAUGUGUUACGAGACGCGGAACCCGCGAGGGCGUACGUCGCCGCGUGCGCGCCCGAUGGUCGACGUAAUUUAAGUGCGCGCGGCGCGGCGGCGCGUUUGAUUUUUCUCGCGGAAGAAGUCCAUGCGUUCGUAGAGAGCGGGUACUCGGUUGCGAACCGGCGUCACUUUGGCGCGCGACCCGCUACCUCGAGAGCCGACGCGCAUGAUUCCGCGCGGGAGGAGUUGAAAUCUUUGAGGAUCGUGUACGACGACGGCGGCGCGGAGACGGCGGCGAUUUUGCGUGGCGAGCGCAAGGGCUGGGUGUUUUGGUACGUCGGUUCGCCCGUGCGUUCGCACGCGCUCGACGGCCCGCGUGCGUUUCGUUUCGUCGCCGAAGAUCCGCGUCGAUUCGUCCCGGUGUAA
Molecule: messenger RNA, 2091 nt
Organism: Ostreococcus lucimarinus CCE9901
Lineage: Eukaryota; Viridiplantae; Chlorophyta; Mamiellophyceae; Mamiellales; Bathycoccaceae
Exons: 1
Coding region: 1-2091 (696 amino acids)
Source: RefSeq, a predicted model, not a curated record